ACCUUAAAUAUUGAUUGGCUCCGAUAGGCUAGUCUGAGUCUCCCUGGAAACAGAGCUAUUGAGGGUAGACUUUGCCCUGCGUGUAACGUUUAUGGAACAGAGCUGCAUUGAAGCCGAGAGUGAAAGUUAUAUAAACUCUUAUCAGGUUCCCAUUGUUGAAAGCUCACAUGGAGAGGCCAGCGGUGGAAAACGGGGACCAGCUUCCCCCUCCUUACAACCCCACAUACCCCCAACCCUACACCAACGGAGCCAGGAAUGUCGGAGAGGCAGGAAUUUCGACAGUCAGUUAUAAUGUCGGAGCAGCAGACGGGAUGCCCCCAGAAUACACACAGUGCUUUGAGGAUGUUAACUGCUUCUCUGAAGCCUCAGUCAGACGAGGUUUCAUCAGAAAGGUUUACCUCACCCUUAUGGUUCAGUUGCUGAUAACAGUUGGAAUAAUCUGUGCAUUCCUCUAUUGGGAGACCCUGAAACUGUGGGUUCUACGCACCAGUUGGUUCGCCUACACCAUGAUGGGAACAACACUAGCUCUUGUCAUUGUACUUGCCUGCUGUGGUGAUGUACGGCGAAAGGUUCCCCUGAACUUCAUCUUCCUCGGGCUGUUUACUGUUGCAGAGGGUAUGCUACUUGGAUCAGUGACUGUGUUCUUUAAUGCUGAGGCUGUUCUUUGGGCAGUAGGAGCCACUGCCUUUGUGUCCUUUGGCUUGAGUAUAUUUGCAAUGCAGUCUAAGUGGGACUUCACAAAUGUCACUGGAAGCAUUUGGGUACUCUGCUGGACUCUGUUCUCAUUCGGGUUACUCUGUGCUAUCAUGAGAUCCCAGUUUCUGUACAUUGCUUAUGCAUCACUGGGGACGUUGGUCUUCUCUAUUUACCUGGUGAUGGACACACAGCUAAUGCUGGGCGGGAAACACAAAUACACUCUCAGUGCGGAGGAAUAUAUUUUCGCUGCACUGAACCUUUACCUAGACAUUGUAACACUAUUCCUGCUGAUACUUCAGCUGAUCGGACUCUGUCGUUAACAUAAACGAUAAUCUACGAGACCAAACAAGACCAAAAAGAAAGUUUGGUAAAAUCCCUGCACUCUACAUCCUGCACUCUACAUCAGCUCUGCACUACUGUGAUUGUGCAUUUAUUUUUGCACAGAAAAUCUCCUUUAUAAAGUACAUUUAUUUAUAAAAUUACAUACAUACAUUGACCCUAGACUACAUGCUACCUUUUACCUCAGGGAUUUUUGUUGAUGCAUAAUAAACCUAUAAAUUAGAGAAUCAGAGAAAUUAUUUACACACAGUGUCUCAAAACUCCUUAUUGUAAUGCCCUUAUUAUCUGUUUUCCAUCUCUAUGUACUGAACUGAUUAUCUAAUAAAAACAGUAUGAAAAGAAAAAAAUAUUCACACACAGCUAUAUGAUUAGACAGACAGACGUACAUAAAGACAGACAUAUAGAUAGAUAGAUAGAUAGAUAGAUAGAUAGAUAGAUAGAUAGAUAGAUAGAUAGAUAGAUAGAUAGAUAGGUUGACUGACUGACUGACAGACAGACAGACAGACAGAUAUGAAUAAACACAUUAUAAAUUCAAACUCAUUUAUCUGUUUAUCUGUUUACAUUUAUGUCAUUUGGCCCUCCAGAGAAAUGUACAAAAUGCUUUGAAUGUUUUAUCAAUCAAUAAAUAAAUCAACGCUGGCUCAC
Hemibagrus wyckioides is the source of this 1680-nucleotide messenger RNA. RefSeq lists its product as uncharacterized. The record is from RefSeq and is a predicted model, not a curated record. Lineage: Eukaryota; Metazoa; Chordata; Actinopteri; Siluriformes; Bagridae. Gene Ontology annotation, cellular component: membrane. The transcript is spliced from 10 exons. The coding region runs from base 168 to 1016 and encodes 282 amino acids.